GUUCACUUGGCUUCUGGUUUUCAAUCACUAAGAACUAAGAACUACUUCCAAGCGACGUUCAAGCUUCAGUUCGAUCUGCUUCAGCGCUCAAACUCAUUCCGAAGUGGGAAUUGCUUCAGUUGUCAUAAUUAAGAAUUGCUCGUCAUGGCACCCCACGGAGAAACGUUCGUUGGUUCCUACUCAAGGAGCAACAACUUCUGCAAGCCACCCAGCACCAGCAGGCUCUCAAACGAAAGCCUUCAAAGGACAGUUUCUGACCUCUCCUUCGAAUUGAGCAAAGCGGCCAUUGAUGUAAAGCUCCCACCCAUUUCUGAAAUCGAAGACGCCAAGUGUGCGUGCUGCGGAAUGUCGGAAGAGUGCACGCCUCAGUACAUUCAGCGGGUACGUGAUAAGUUCUGCGGGAAAUGGAUAUGUGGGCUGUGCUCCGAGGCAGUGAAGGAAGAAGUCCAGAAGAAUGGAGGAAAAGGAGAAGAGGCCUUGGAUGCCCAUAUGAAGGCUUGUGUGAGGUUUAAUAGAAUUGGAAGGAGCUACCCAGUUCUAUACCAAGCUGACGCCAUGAGAGAGAUCUUCAGAAAGAGCACGAUGUUGGAAGGCAGAGGAGUUAGGGCCAACUCUAUCAGUUCUAGAGACAAAGCUAGUAAGAAGAGGAGUGGAAUCCUUAGAAGCUCCAGUUGCAUUCCUGCAAUUACAAAGGAGAUGGGUGAAUGAGCAGACAAUAACAGUCAACUGAGUUAUGGGAAGGCAAAACUGUCCAUGUUGCUCUGGGAAGCGGUCCAAAUGACCAUGGACGACCCUAAUCCUUUAAAUAUUUCUAGGUUUUCUUUAUCGUUUCUCUUUGACUACUCCAAGCUCCUGUACUUUGAGAUACUCUAUUUUCUCUCUUUUUUUUUUUUUUAUCAGCCUUUCAGUUUCCCUUCGGGAUUUUUCCUGGGUUGGUCCAACUUCUCUGAUCGAUCCUAGAUUUGCAAUCCUCCUCACCAAGAAGGGAAACAAAUGAAAGAACAUACCAGCUGCAGCCAGCUCUAGUUAUCAAUACGACAACAAUUUUGUAUAUUUGGUAAUUAAUUACUAUAACAAGGCUUCCCACGGGGUUGUUUUCCCUUGAUAUA
Molecule: messenger RNA, 1109 nt
Organism: Nelumbo nucifera (sacred lotus)
Lineage: Eukaryota; Viridiplantae; Streptophyta; Magnoliopsida; Proteales; Nelumbonaceae
Source: RefSeq, a predicted model, not a curated record